AUGGGGCCCGUCGCCAUUGCCGGCCCCGAGCACGACCUCACCUCCCGCGUCCUCUUCCUCCCGGCGUGCACGGGCCAGAGAAUAACACCACCAGUUAAUAAUAAAACCAGAGGAGGAAGUGGAGAGCCCUUGCGCGUUCCUGCCGGCCACCGCGUCGCCGGCCCGGCGGCUCUUCUCCUUGGCCGUUCCUCGCCGACCAGGCUGCGGUUGUUAAUGCCGUCCUCUGUGCAGAUGAAAGGGGCUCAGGAUAGGAAGCAGAAGAAGAAGCAGGACCUGCAGGUGCUGGCGCCAUUCCCCGGCUGCCUCGGCAGGGUCAUCAACAUGUUCGACCUCAGCAACGGCGUCGUCGCCACCAAGAUGCUCACCGACAAGGCGCACCGAGACGUUUCUCCGGCUGGCAAGGACCGGAGCGGUAGUUUCAAGAUGGCGAGCAAUCAGUUUCCGGCUCAGAUGGAAGAUAAACAUAGAGACAGUCAGCAAAGGAGGAGCUCUCCAACGAAAAGAUCAAACUCGCCCACCAACAGAUCUGGUGUGUCACCCGUCAAGAUGCUCAUGGAGCAGGACAUGUGGAGAGAAGGGGUGCCUGAUGAUGAGCCUCUCAAUGUUGUUGCCAGGUUGAUGGGUCUGAACGACGCACCAUCCGUCCACCAAUCUGAUUUGGGAUCAGGAAGACGGUUCAGUAAGGAAGACGAUGGCCGAAAUGUCAAGCCAAAGAAGGAAAGCAGAUGCCAUCAGAACCAGAAGGCAGGCACGCGGCAUGAGGAGACAUGGAGACGUGAUCAGCCUUCGAAGAUCGAUAGCAGCAAGAACAGACACCAAGGAAAUGAUCCUUCUUGUGAGAGGAGAAUGUCCCUUGUCCGCGAGAAGUUUGCUGAAGCAAAACGUCUGGCUACGGACGAGAAGCUUCUCCAUUCAAAGGAGUUCCAAGAAGCGUUGCAGUUUUUGAGCUCAAAUAAAGACUUGUUCCUGAAGUUCCUAGAUGAGCCAACUCCUCUGUUAUCAAACAAUCAUUAUGGGUUCGAUCCUGUUGCACCACCUUCAGAAAUAAAGCAAAUAACCAUACUGAAACCAGCAGAAUCAGUGAAGAGAAAGGGCAACAUUCAUGCCGGGAGGCAGCUAUAUUCAGAGGGAAAUGAAGCUGAAGGCAACAGAUGCUGGCGCCACCAGAGCUUAAAUGUCAACCCGGCAAAUUCAACUUUGUCCGAACCAACAAGAAUUGUAGUACUAAAGCCAGGACUUCCAAAGUCUCAUGAAGAUAUGAUCCCAGUGUCCUCAUUAGAAUCAUCAACAGAACCAGAUAGUGACGACGAUAGUGUGAUGGCAGUUGAUGAAACAGUAUCCUCAAGAAGACUGGCCAAGGAGAUCACUUGGCAGAUGAGGAUGCGCUUAAAAGAUAGCCAGGAUGAAGAUAGUUCGGUCUCUUAUGAAUACCAUGAUACUUACGUUGAAAAUAGCUCCUUUAGUAAGUCAGAGGUUGAAACUGCUAAAGAAGUGUCUGGUGAAAUAAGUGAGGAUCUGGAGUUUGGUACUCCCACAUCUGGCCGUUCCUGGGAUUUCCUGAGCCGGAGUGACAGUCCUUACUCUGCAUCAUGUUCUAGUCGGGCAUCCAAUCGGCGUGAACCGUCGGUGGUUAAGGAAGCCAAAAGGCGGAUUUUGGAGAGAUGGUCGGUGGUAUCGUCAACUGUUAGCGGUGAGGAAGAAAGGGGAGCACGUAGAAGUGUCGGCACUCUAGGUGAGAUGCUCACAAUCCCUGAAGGGAAAAAGGAUCAGGAGGAGUGUGGGGGAAUAACAUUAGAGAGCAGAUCGCCUGAGCUGGAUACUGCAGAUCCUUUCUCAUGUUUGCCAAGGUCUCGGUCUCUUCCAGUUUCUUUGUCUUAUGGAGGCAGGGAGUCGAACAGAGUUGCCGUUGGUUCUCAGGAAGCUGACAAUGAAAAAAGUAGGAAGUCAUCAUCAUUCAGGGAAAGAGUUUCCAGCCUGUUCUCUAAAAACAAGAAAUCAGCUCGGGAGAAGUUAGGUCCACCUGGAGUUUUGUCUGCUAAUAAUACACUCAAGAAUGGAAGUCCCAUGGCUAUUAGUGAUGGUAGUGAAGGCUCUAGCCAUUUUACACUGGAGAAUCCACAUAAAACUACUUUGCUUGAUGCUGAUGAGGAUGCUCUGCAAAGAAUCAUGGCUAGUUCUUGUCACACUAAUAAUGUGGCCAGCAUCCCUGCCAAGGGUGUUUCUCCUUUGCCAAGUCUUGGUGUCCCAGGAUUCUUUGGUGAGUCUCAAGAGCAACCAAGCCCUGUGUCCGUACUGGACCCGGAUGGACCGUUUCUCUGUGAUAACAAUAGGAGGCUACUGUACUCAACUGAAAAUUUCAUCACCGCAUCCCCACAAAUCGUGUCCAGGUCUCCACAUAUCGGAUCAUUUUCAAGAUCCUUGUCAUGGGAAGAUCCCCCAUCAGAAGUGAUGUCACCAAAUUCUUUGAGACUAGCAAGGCUUUUCUCCAAGGCUGAUGAUGAUCAAGACUCGUUGACGAUUAUCCAGAAGCUAGUCUCCUCAGCUGGCAUGGAUAGAAAAAGUUGCGUAUUAGCCAGCCCUCUGGACCCAAGGUUGCUUGAGAAGUUGUCAGAUCACCAAGCAGAGGAGAUCAAGUCGAGGGAAAAGCGGUCAAAAGAGAGGCUUCUCUUUGAUGCCGUCAAUGAGGCGCUCACCGAGCUUACUUGGACAACAGAACUGUCCGCGUACCCAUGGGGCCGGACAUUUUGUUCGCAACGCAAAGAUCGUGAUGAUGAUUCCUCCUGUAACUCCGCCGCCGAUGAAAUUUGGCGGGUUAUAAGGAACUGGUCGAUACUCGACAAGUAUCCGCCCGGCGAAGUCAUCGAGAGGAACCUUCUGCUGGAGAUGAUCCUGAAGAGGGAGGUGGUGGAGACCGCCACCGCCGACACGACGCGGCUAGAGACGUUUGAAGUCUGCGCCAUGGUUUGCACGGUGGUUUUGGAGGACCUGCUUGAGGAGGCCCUUGUAGAUUUGACUAACAGCACCUAG
Messenger RNA from Triticum turgidum subsp. durum (durum wheat), 3027 nucleotides. The record is from the annotation of a GenBank genome assembly. NCBI's taxonomy places the organism in Eukaryota, Viridiplantae, Streptophyta, Magnoliopsida, Poales, Poaceae.